CCCCGAAAUCUGCAACCAUGAGCCAGGUUUACUUCGACGUUUCUGCCGAUGGCGCUCCCCUUGGCCGUAUCAGCUUCAAGCUGUACGACGAUGUAGUCCCCAAGACGGCCGCGAACUUCCGUGCCCUUUCCACUGGCGAGAAGGGAUACGGAUACGCUGGAUCCAGUUUCCACCGUGUCAUCCCCGAUUUCAUGCUCCAGGGCGGUGACUUCACCAACCACAACGGCACUGGCGGCAAGUCCAUUUACGGAGAGAAGUUCCAGGAUGAGAACUUCACUCUCAAGCACACCAAGCCUGGUCUGCUCUCCAUGGCCAACGCUGGUCCCGACACCAACGGAUCCCAGUUCUUUAUCACCACCGUCGUUACAUCUUGGCUCGAUGGCAAGCAUGUCGUCUUUGGCGAGGUUACCGAUGGUCUCGAUGUCGUCAAGGCCAUUGAGAAGCUCGGUAGCGGCAGUGGAAAGCCGAAGAAGAAGGUCACCAUUGACAAGUCUGGAGUCCUUGCGUAAAGCCUCUCUUCUCAUAAAAGACUUC
Molecule: messenger RNA, 534 nt
Organism: Penicillium cinerascens
Lineage: Eukaryota; Fungi; Ascomycota; Eurotiomycetes; Eurotiales; Aspergillaceae
Product: peptidylprolyl isomerase
Exons: 4
Coding region: 18-509 (163 amino acids)
Biological process (GO): protein peptidyl-prolyl isomerization; protein folding
Molecular function (GO): peptidyl-prolyl cis-trans isomerase activity
Source: RefSeq, a predicted model, not a curated record